AUGACAGGUUGGAUGAAGACGAAAAGUAGAAGUGAAACUGUGUGCUUGGAGAAUUGUCUUCUCACAUUUGAAGAAAACAACGAAAUUGCAAAUAUCUCGUAUUUAUAUAUGAAACAUGAAAAUUUUAUAAACGGCAUCGUCGAAAGUUUGUUGUUGCUUUUGAAUACAGGAAUUCUCGCUAUCGAUUCUGUCUGUUCAAGUUUUAACAUUUAA
Messenger RNA from Brugia pahangi, 213 nucleotides. Lineage: Eukaryota; Metazoa; Nematoda; Chromadorea; Rhabditida; Onchocercidae. The record is from the annotation of a GenBank genome assembly.